AUGGAGAACCCCUCAUUUGUCCUGCGCAACAUCAAAGAUGUGGUUAUUGAAGACCGGCCCAAACCCAUCCUCAAAGACCCCCAUGAUGUGAUGGUCCAUGUGGCACAAACAGGUAUUUGUGGAAGUGAUGUUCACUACUGGCAACGCGGUCGCAUCGGCGACUUCGUCCUCACCGGGCACAUGGUCCUCGGCCAUGAAUCCGCUGGCGUAGUAGUGGAAGUCGGCGACAAAGUCCGACAUCUUAAACCCGGCGAUCGCGUCGCCAUGGAACCGGGCGUACCCUGUCGUCGCUGCGACUACUGCCGCAGCGGAUCAUACAACCUCUGCGGCGAUACGAUCUUCGCUGCGACCCCACCCUGGGACGGCACCCUCGCCAAAUACUACGUCAACGCCGCCGAUUUCUGCUACAAAGUACCGGACCACAUGACGCUCGAGGAAGCAGCCAUGGUUGAGCCCGUGUCUGUGGCCGUGGCCAUCGCCAAGACAGCCAACCUGCAAGCGCACCAGACUGUGCUGGUUCUGGGAUGCGGUCCGAUCGGCGUACUAUGCCAGGCCGUGGCUAAGGCUGCCGGAGCCAGGACCAUCAUUGGAGUGGAUGUGGUUCCGUCCCGACUGGAAGUAGCCAAGUCGUACGGCAUCGAUCACACAUUCAUGCCCUCGCGGGCUGAGCCCGGCACAGACCCGAUGGUGCAUGCGGAGCGGGUAGCGACGCAGUUGAAGGAGGAGCUGGGUCUGGGAGAAGGCGUAGACGUGGUGUUGGAGUGCUCUGGUGCUGAGCCGUGUGUGCAGAUGGGUAUCUACGCGGCCCGCCGGGGAGCCACAUUUGUGCAGGCUGGUAUGGGCAAGGAGAACAUUUUAUUCCCCAUUACGGCGGUGUGCACGCGUGGGUUGACCAUCAAGGGAUCCAUUCGGUAUCUGACCGGGUGCUAUCCGGCUGCUAUUGAUUUGAUUGCCAAGGGCAAGAUUGAUGUGAAGCGGUUGAUCACGAACAGGUUCCCGUUUGAGAAGGCCGAGGAGGCAUUUGAGUUGGUCAAGGCUGGACGGGAGGAUGUGUUCAAGGUUAUGAUUGCGGGAGUGCAGGAGUAA
This is a messenger RNA of Aspergillus welwitschiae, 1086 nucleotides long. Its product is annotated as NAD(P)-dependent alcohol dehydrogenase. Gene Ontology annotation, molecular function: zinc ion binding; L-iditol 2-dehydrogenase (NAD+) activity. The transcript is spliced from 4 exons. Lineage: Eukaryota; Fungi; Ascomycota; Eurotiomycetes; Eurotiales; Aspergillaceae. The record is from RefSeq and is a predicted model, not a curated record. Bases 1 to 1086 code for a protein of 361 amino acids. Gene Ontology annotation, biological process: D-sorbitol catabolic process.